AGCAGCCUGGGGAGGGCGGAGGAGCAGCAAGUGGCCAAGAGGCUGUUGCUAGUGGCGGAGGAGGCGGAUGGCAGCUUGGCAUUGGUGAAUCGAACAGAAAAAAAGUGGAUAUUCGAGUGUUGCAAUCGAGUGAGAGAAAGAUUAGUCAAAGUUUGGGUUUAUUAACUCGCCGAUAUCUCGUUUUCUGCCUAACCAACUGCAUUUCUGUUGUCAUCAAAGUGUUCUACUAACCUUUAAACCUCCAGGAAAACCACAGGAAUGAGUGUGGAGAUCAAAACAAGUGCGAAACCAGAGAUAGGUGGAAAAAUUAAAUUGAAAAACAAAGUGUGUGAUAUAGCCGAGAUGAUCGAGAGGAAGUGGACCUACGGAACGAUUCAAAGCAAUAUGCUGCCCCUCACGAAAAGAAGCCCGCGCAGCCCUGCAGGUGGCGGCAAGGCAGGUUGUCGUACGCGAGGCAGCCAUGCAGCAGACCGGGGCGUCGAAGGCCGUGUGGCAGCGGCGCACCAACAAGAUCGUGGCGGCGGGCAUCACCAUCAUCGGGCUCACCAUGAUGCUGUCCCUCAUACCGCAGUGCAUCUACAUCGGCAUCGUCUUCGUGUCAUGCUCUUUAAUAUGGCUCGGCUGGAUGACAGUGAGGGAGAAGAAGGCCGAACCGCCGAGACCCGAGGGCCAGCACCCCGCCUCACCUGUCCUCUUCCUCGUCGCUUCGCACCACCUUUCCCAAUCGUCGCGCGGCCCAACGUUGCCAGACCCCGAGGACAAGCCGCCCACCUAUGACCAGAUCCUCAAGCUCGACGGCCUCCCACCUGACUACUUCUCCAUCCUUAGCGAGAAACCGCCCAGGUACGAGGACCUGAGUCCCGCGUUGGGUUGGGGCGCGUGUGCCUUGCCAGCAGAGCUGUACCCCGGCGAGCUGGCCUGCGUCCACCAGGUGCCUGCCAUCCACACACAGUCCCCGUCAGCCUUCCUGCAGGAGUCCCCGCUGUCCUGGGCGGCCUCGACGACUACGUCGCCCGUCUACACCGCCACACACAACCCAGCCUUUGCAAGGGACAACCCAAGUUUUCAGCCGCUCGUGGAAGACCACGAAGCCAAGGAGGCUCAGGACAAGGACGCGGACUCCUCAGACGGUAGCUCUGAGCCUCUGAGUCACCGCGCGGCGUGAACGCCUGCCGGGCCGCCUCGCAGCCACCCUGAGACGAGCCCCCCAGCCAUGCACCGUCCUCCUGCAGCCCCCGGAGGGUUGAGCGCCCCGCCAGCCCGCCCGGCGGCUCAGGGCACCAGUCCGCGGGAGUGUGGAGUGCGGAGUGAGUGUGUCGGUCCAGCAUUCCACACGCGUUGGAAAUGUCUUCUUGUGGCUGAUGAAUUAUGAAACUGCCGGGAAGAUUGAUAUUCUGUGUAUAUUAUAUAUAUUAUAUAGACCAACUUGAAUAUCAAUAAGUAUAAUGGCCUUCCCAGACAGAACAGUGAGAAUGUGUAGCAUUAUUUUAAGCUUCUUAGGGUCAGGCGGGGAAACGAAGCGUCGACUCACCGGUUCGUUCACUGGCGGCUUAACGCUCGCCAGCACGUCCACUCCACGGGUGGCUUGUCAGCGUUGCGAAGCAGCACCGCCGCGGCCACCCCGAGCUCAUGCAUGCUUCGGGGCGGUAACGAACCUCGACGCUCGUCCCCGGCCCGCCCGGCCCGCGGCGUCCCUUCACAGCUCAGUGCAGUGUGAUAGACUGAGUGUGUGCUGCCGGUACACGCGCGUCCCGUGUGUACAUCUUCUCCACAAGUCUUUCUGUAGUUCUAGCUAGUCCUCGCAACACGCCGCCCCCGCGUUCCCCGAGCGCCGUGCACAGGCCGUCCCUGGACGCCGCUCGGCCUCGCCUUAAUAAAGUAGUAACUAAGAACGUUGUAGGACUCGGCCUCGACUUCAGGCCAGAUCGUAGGGUAAAGUGAAAGUUCCUGACAACGCUCUCCUUCUCAGUGCUCUCCCUUUGCUCUCCCUACCUCCCCCCCGCCUUCCAACGGCACCCGCGCCAGCCUCCAGCCUCGCCAAAGAUCCCUCGGUAACCAGCCCCGCCCCCCUAUAGUGCUUGUGUCCGGCCGCCGCCACGCAGGACUUCGAGAUGAGUGACUGUCAGAAGGAUGUCAAACACGUAGAAAGGAUACCAGGAAGAAGAGAACGUUAGGAAAGAGAAGGAUGCUAGAAACGAGAGCAGGACAUCAGGAAAAGAGGGUUCCAACCCUGUGAGUGCUGUGUGAGGAAAGAGAGAAGGAUAUCAAAGAAGAGCAAGAAAUGUUAUUAGAGAAGGAAGGAUGUAAGGUAACAGGAUAAUGUCAGGCAAUAGGAGGAAAGAGUGUCAAGAAAGAAAAGAAGAGGUUUAAGCGAAAAGAAUGUUAGUCUAAUGUUCUGUAAGUCAAGGCUAAAGGAAAAAAAAAAAAAGUCCGGUCGAUAAAGAUUUGUUUGCUCAAUGUUAUGAUUCCAGAUGUAAAGCUCAAUAAGUUUUUUCUUAAUUAAUGAUGCAGAUGUACAAGUCAGGAAAUAAGGUAGUGUGCCAGAAUCGGUAAACAACAAAAAAAAAGGUUGUUCAGAUGUCUAGGUCAGGUACUACACUAAGGUUAUGUUCAAGGUGUGAAGGUAAAGGUGUGAGAGCAGCAAUCAAGGUGUUACGCAGUGUCCAUCAAUCGGGUAUUGGAAGGUGGUUGUAAGGUCUGAGUCUUGGGUGCUGAAGGUCGGCGCCCAGCGAGGCGAGGCCCACGCCCCGCUGACCCGCCGGCGUGUCUUCUUGUGAUAAUCUUAUAUUUUUUUAGCUCCUUUAUAUAUUAAAGAAAUAUGCUCACA
Molecule: messenger RNA, 2827 nt
Organism: Eriocheir sinensis (Chinese mitten crab)
Lineage: Eukaryota; Metazoa; Arthropoda; Malacostraca; Decapoda; Varunidae
Exons: 5
Coding region: 461-1165 (234 amino acids)
Source: RefSeq, a predicted model, not a curated record